CUCUUUUUUUCCCUCUCUUUCUGUCUCUGGUCUCAUCCGGGGGAAGGAAUUCUGGCAGAGCUGUUGAAGGGAACUUUUUUUCAUUCUUCCCCUCUUUAACACACACACACCACGUAUCUCCUCCUUUGGUGUGUAGCCUGCAGUGGUGGGCGCAGACGUUGAUAGUGUUUGUGUGGAUGUGUGGCGUGGACAGUGAAAAGGAGACAUGCUGCAAAAUGGCAUGGCUGGUGCCAUCAGCACCACAACCACCACUGAGAUACCAGACCUCAAUGAGAGGAGAAUCAGGCGUCUCAGAUUAACCCUCCGGCCUGAGGACAGUCCAAAAUCCCAGAAUGAAUCCGUCAACUCUGGCGAGAAACCGCUCAAUGGUUCCUGGAAAAAGAAAAAUGGGCUCAUGCAGAGAGAAAGACCACCUGGGAGAGAAUCACCUCAACAAGAAGACAAGCACCAUGUGACCAAUGGCAUCGGUCGGGAACAGCCCGCUCAGCACGGGCCCAGAGUUUAUGGCGUGGUGCAGAGCACAGGCACCAGCCACCAACAGGAAGUGAUGGCACGCGAGUGGUCUGUCAGUCACCUGAGGGAUGAGAUGAGGUACAUCAGAGAGGUACGUGACUCUUUGGAAAAGGUCAGAGAGCGCAUGUAUGGCCAGUUUGGAGGGAUGCAACAAUCAGUGCAAAAAUUAACUCAGGAAUUAAAGGCAGCCAACUCUCAUAAGCGUUACCUUGAGUCAGAGGUGAGGACGAGAAGGGCAGGUAUGGAUAGCUUUGACCAGAUGAACAGCUCCCUCAUAUCAGCAAACAUUGAUCUACAGAAAUCAUUGCUGGAAAGCUGUCAAAAUCGUGUGGGGAACAGAGAUGAGAUGAGAACUCUGCGCAGCUCGUUGGAGAAGACAGAGGAGAAACUCAAGGAGACGGAAAGACAACUAGCAGCAGCACAGGCUGAAAACCGCUCUCUCAAAAAUCAGGUGGAGACUUCCAAGGAGGCCAAGACUCAAGCAUUAAAAGACCUGAGUGCAAAGCUACAGAAGGAAUAUGAGGAACAGCUGCAGGAACAGCAGAGGAAAUACAGAGAGGAGAUAGAGACUCUGCAGGCACAGCUUGAUGACUACAUGAGGAGGCUUGAGGAGGCAGAGAGGAAUGCUCAGACAGCUGAGGCAAAGAUCGCUGAAAGGGAUCAAAAAAUGACAGAGGUGGAGAGGCUACUAAACUGUAUGGCUCAGGAAAAGGGUGACCUGAUAAAAAAGCUUUGUGAAUGUGAACAACGCUUACGUGGUUUGGACGAAACUGACCAUGCAGAUAAAGCUGUGGCCAAACAGUCGGAGCAGCUGAAAGCGGAAGCAGCAGAACUGAAAGAGCGAAUAAAGCAUCUCAACGACAUGGUGUUCUCUCAACAGAGGAAGGUCAAGGCCAUGAUAGAGGAGGUUGAAACACUGAGAGCAAAAGUUGCACAGAAGGAUAUGUUCAUCGCUGAGCUGCUGGACAGGAUUGCCAUUGUGGAGUGUGAGAAUAAUGAGUUAGGAGACAAGUUGAAGUAUUUUAUGUCUAUACAGAGAGCAUCUGAGACUAAAGUAGCCACCAGGGACAUUGGAGUUGGCUGUGACCUCCCCAUGAGAGCUGAGGAGCCGCUGUAUGUCGCUCCUGUCCAACCCAGCCCCAUCUCAUCGGCCCCGAGAUCCCCUAGCAGACUGAACUAUAGCCUUCUUAAAUACACUCCCGGUCAGUACAGCUCAAUGCUGCGCUCCAGUGCAGUAAAUACACAAGAAACUGCAAGCAGUCCCACACAAACUUCAAAUUAUGUUCAGACCAGCCAUGAAGACGGGGACUCCAAAUCUCCAACAGCCUCAGAACUGUCCUCUACCAGAAGUCCUAGAGCGAGGACCAGCCCGUCACAGAUCUACACUCCUUUUAUGAAGCUGAUGGAGAUAAGCGCUAAAAUGAACAUAGACUGAAUGGAGUUUUACUGAAAUGGCAGCAGCAGAAGCUUAUGGAACAUGAAGUAUUGUUGUUUUGUUACUGUUUAUGUAACAUUAAGGUGUAUGUAAAUAACCUACUGAUCUGUGAAUAACUUAUUUUGGUAGUAUACUGUAUACUGAUGCACUCUGUUGCUUUGUUUACCAAAAAUCUAGUGAUUUUAUGUGAUAGCUUUCUAUAUUUUACAGUUAUCUAUUUAUAUUUCCAUUU
Molecule: messenger RNA, 2180 nt
Organism: Sinocyclocheilus anshuiensis
Lineage: Eukaryota; Metazoa; Chordata; Actinopteri; Cypriniformes; Cyprinidae
Product: myocardial zonula adherens protein-like
Exons: 14
Coding region: 206-1948 (580 amino acids)
Biological process (GO): intracellular signal transduction
Cellular component (GO): intracellular anatomical structure
Source: RefSeq, a predicted model, not a curated record